Molecule: messenger RNA, 1515 nt
Organism: Linum tenue
Lineage: Eukaryota; Viridiplantae; Streptophyta; Magnoliopsida; Malpighiales; Linaceae
Source: the annotation of a GenBank genome assembly
CGAAAAGCAAAGCUCUUCCCGCCGGUUCCCCCUCUUUCCUUUCUUCACUCAUUCUGGAGCGACGGCGAACAAACCCCCGAAUCCCGAACUUUCCCCUCUGCUGCCUUCUGUCGCCCCGCCAUGGAGAUAAACGAUGGCGAAGAAGAGGAGGAGUUCGAGUUCUCUCGGAAUUACUUUUUGGCGAAAGAGUUGGGCGGCUCCAGUAAGAAAUCCGGCCGCAAGAUCUCCGAUAUUGAUCCCGUCGACGAGCAGGAGCUAAGAACGGCCGCCAACAACCUUGAGCCGAAACAUGAGAGAGAGGUUGCUUCACUUAUGGAGAGCUACAAGGCUUCGUAUCCUGAGUGGGGUUUCAUGCUCAGGACCGGUUUUGGACUUCUUAUGUAUGGGUUUGGUUCCAAGAAGGCCUUGAUUGAAGAUUUUGCUUCUACCUCAUUAACCGAGUAUUCUGUGGUUGUAAUCAAUGGGUAUGUUCAGUCUAUCAAUCUGAAGCAGGUUAUGGUUGCCAUAGCUGAAGUAUGGUGGGAUCAACUCAAGGCUAAGAGAAGAAACUCUCCUUCUCAAGCUCAACAACCAUUUAACUCUCGAUCUAUUGACGAUCUUCUUGCAUUUAUGGAUGGGCAAGAGGCGGAUGAUGAUAAGUCCUUUGUCUGCAUCAUUGUGAACAAUAUUGAUGGGCCUGGCUUAAGAGAACCCGAAAGUCAGCACCUUCUUGCUCGAAUCGCUUCUUGUACACAUAUCCGCAUCAUUGCCUCUAUUGACCAUGUCAAUGCUCCACUGUUGUGGGAUAAGAAGAUGGUUCACACCCAGUUCAACUGGUACUGGUAUCAUGUCCCUACCUUUGCACCUUACGUGGUUGAAGGAGUGUUCUUCCCUUUGAUACUCGCGCAUAGCAGCACAGCGCAGAGUGCGAAAACAGCUGCAAUAGUUUUGCAGAGUUUGACUCCCAAUGCCCAGAGUGUGUUCAGAGUACUUGCGGAGUAUCAGCUUUCUCAUCCUGACGUAGAAGGCAUGCCGAUUGAAAGCUUGUAUGCAGCCUCGCGAGAGCGGUUCCUCGUGUCAAGCCAGGUUACACUGAACUCUCAUUUGACGGAGUUCAAAGAUCACGAGUUGGUCAGGACUAGAAGGAAUGCUGAUGGUCAAGACUGCGUCUAUAUUCCUCUUGCUAAUGAUGGGUUGCAGAAGCUGCUGCCGGAGAUCAAUCCAUAGCGUUGUUUGCCCUUUCUGUAACAGCCAUGAAGGAUGAUGUUUGUACUCAAUCGUUCCCUGGGUUUUGCUGUUGGAAGUUCUAUUGAAUUGGGGGGGGAGGAAAGAUCUGAGAACACUACUCGAUUAUGUUGUCCACAACUUGUGAACUUAGGUCGGUUGAGUGAGAUGCAUCAUGAAUGAAGAGGUCCAAUUUUGCACUAUGUAACUGCAACAGCCUCAUGGACGUUGCAAUUUUUCUUUUCUUUUUAAGACAUGAGUAAGGAGAUUUCAGUUCCAGUGGAAGAAGAUUUCCCCGCUUAAAUUUUUAAA